This is a messenger RNA of Plasmopara halstedii, 2319 nucleotides long. Its product is annotated as Ran-binding protein RANBP1 and related RanBD domain proteins. The record is from RefSeq and is a predicted model, not a curated record. Gene Ontology annotation, cellular component: Golgi apparatus. Bases 1 to 2319 code for a protein of 772 amino acids. The transcript is spliced from 4 exons. NCBI's taxonomy places the organism in Eukaryota, Oomycota, Peronosporomycetes, Peronosporales, Peronosporaceae.
AUGGAGUCUCAGUGCAAUGCUCAAAGCACAAAAAUGUUAUCCAUGCAGACUCGCAUCCAUUUUCUCGAGAUGGAUUUGACGAGUGAUAAUGCAAUUUCGGUAAAUAAUAUCCAGCCGAACGAAUUUGGUUUGCUAAAUCGUGAAUCAAAGCUGUGCUCUCAGGCACGACUGCCUUCCAAUCCAGCUCAGCAGGUAGUGAAACCGGAAAGGCAGAUCUGCUUGGCCGAUUUGCAAUCUGUCAAUCACGUGAGAAGCAUUGAUAGCGACUUAGCAAAAAAUACGAAGGCCUUAGAGGAUCAAGUAGCGUCACUGUCUGAGUCGUCUCGCUCCGCUCUAGCUGAAGUAGCUUCGCUUCGCGAUCAGUUAGAUAAUGCUGACAAAACCUACGCUAUCAAUCUCUUAAAGAAGGAUGAUGUAAUUUCGACGCUCAAGUCAAAGCUCGGCGAAAUGAUGGUGGGGUACAAGCGAUUGAAAGGACGCUACAACGAAGUGACCUCAGCAAACAGUGCUCAUAGAGCUUUGUAUGAUAAUUUAAAUGCUCAGCAUGUUGCCAAUUUGACGGAGCUGAAGACGUCAAAAAGUGAUAUAGAAUCAUCUCGCGAACGGGUGAGGGCACUCGAAGACGAAAUAUGCCACACUAAUGACCAAAUAUUGACCUUGAACGAGCGUGUUGUGGCGUACGAAGAACAAUUCCAAUAUAUAAAAAGACAAUACGAAGCAUUGCAAGAAAAAAAUGAAACUCUAGAAGUAGAUGCUGUUGCGCGAGAAAAAUCUGCACAAUUGAAAAUAUCCAACCUGGAAAUGGAAGUUAAAACGCUAAGUGAAAUUGUCAGGCAGAAAGAAUCGGAGAUUCGAAUUGCGACCGACCGUGCUCAAUACGUUGAGCUGGAAAACCUUAAAGCUAAAAGCUUUCUCGAGAAAACGGAUCGUAUACAUGAAGCCAAGUGGGCGGAGCUUGAAGCACAGCUAUCCACGGCGCAUCAGACGAUUUCGAAGCUUCGAUCGGACACAGACGUUGAUACCAAGCUGCAGCGAGAAAUUAUCUCGCAGCUGGAGGAUCAGUUGACCGAGCAUAAGUUGCAACUAGAGGUUGUAACGGAAGGAGCUAACGCUGCUCGGACUGCUCUUGAAACGUACAAGAAGCGGGCGCACAGUGCACUAAAAAAAGCUUCAAUUGAAAACAAAUUUAAUUUAGAAAAAGUCGCACAGAACGCGAUCAAAUUGGAGCAAGAACUUGUGAUGGCAAGAGGCAGAAUAAGUGGGCUAGACAUAGAAUUGCAGGAGGUGCGGCAACAUUUAGAGGCAGCAAAGAACACUGAAGAUGCACACGCACAGAGCAUACGCAUAGCGCUAAAGAACGAACAAAAUGACAUGGAAGCAGCUUUGCGGUCUGAGAUCGACAGCUUAAGAACGGAAGUGUCGCGAUUGGAACAGGCUUUGGAAAAAGAUAAAACUAGUAUUCAACAACUUGCCGAGCAAAAUAAAGCUUUAAAACACGAGGUUAUCCAGCUUAAGGAAGAAGUUCGAACAUCGACAGAGCAAGCCACAAAAUUCAAGGUCGAAAUUAGCGAACUGUCCAGGCAAUUAGAAGCAGCACUUGCUGCUGCUUCUUUGGCUACGGAUGAGGCUAGACCUCCUUUGUUUUCGCCACCUUUCUCACCGGUCGAGAAGGAUCGACGCUCGACGGCUUCAUCAUCGCGCUCAUUCGAUGAUGAUGGAAACGGUAGUGUUUUGUACCAGACCACAAUUGACGAGCAACACGAUCGUAUUGCUGCUGCCGUCGUCGACGCAUGCCCGGUUCCACAUGCCUGCAAGACGACAUUAUCUAAUGUUGUUGAGCAGCAGACGAAAUCUCAUGCAAAAGAGAAUGAUGUCAAAAGACUUCAAGCUCAGCUCGAGGAACUCGAGUCCACAUCACAUUUUUACCGAAAAAAGUACGAAGACACAUUUACCCAGCUCAAAGAAGUUACCACACAGCAGCAAAACGGCGAGCAUUCUCUUCAGGCGAUUAAUACCGAGUAUCUAAAGAAUGUGAUGAUGAAAUACAUCGAGAGUCAAGUAACGAGCGAGAAGGAGCAGCUGGUACCUGUCAUUUCCACGCUAUUAAAUUUUAGCCCGCAGGAGCAACAAAAGAUGCUGGCUGCACAUCGGCCACCUGACGAAGGUGUGGGACUGCUAAGUGGCGUGUUCUCACUUUUUGCUAGUGGCACCACCUCCAAACCGUUUGCCGCACCGUCCAGCUUUCAAUCUCCCCCAACUUUGAAGGGCAGUACUACCGAUGCUGCUAUUGGCGGCAAAAACAAUAUUGAGAACAUGUGA